Epinephelus moara (kelp grouper) is the source of this 3508-nucleotide messenger RNA. RefSeq names its product methyltransferase like 3 (gene mettl3). Gene Ontology annotation, cellular component: nucleus; RNA N6-methyladenosine methyltransferase complex. Gene Ontology annotation, molecular function: mRNA m(6)A methyltransferase activity; mRNA (2'-O-methyladenosine-N6-)-methyltransferase activity. Lineage: Eukaryota; Metazoa; Chordata; Actinopteri; Perciformes; Serranidae. The record is from RefSeq and is a predicted model, not a curated record. The transcript has 11 exons. The coding region runs from base 175 to 1938 and encodes 587 amino acids.
ACUAUAGCUCCAGUCAGCCGGAACGUUUCUCACUCAAGAUGCCCGUCGGACGCUUUAACGUCACGGACCAUACAUCUUUCGCUCCCAAACAAGGCGGACAGUGUUCAACUGUUGUCUAAACGGUGUACCGUGUGCCCGGUGUCGGUGUUGUGUCGGCGUUGACCCCAGCUCGUCAUGUCGGACACAUGGAGCAAUAUCCAGGCGCACAAGAAGCAGCUGGACUCUCUGCGGGAGAGGCUGCAGCGGCGGCGGAAGGACCCCGCACAACUGUCCGCGGACGGUGGAAGCAGCACGGAGGGUUCCACGGCCAGGAGUGACAGCCCGGCUCCGUCAGCUCCGCUCCCCUCACAGGAGGAGACGGAAAAACCACCAGACCCGGAGCUAGAGAAGAGGCUGCUGGCGUAUCUGUCUGAUCUGAGUCUGUCGCUGCCAACGGACUCCCUCGCCAUCACAAAUGAACUCAGUUCUGAAACAGCUGUCAGUCAUGGGUGCAUCCAGAGUCUGCUGCUCAAAUUCUCUGCUCAGGAACUCAUCGAAGUGCGGCAGCCCGCAUCAGCCUCUUCUUCUACCACUUCCUCCCCUUCGGUCGUGGUAGCAGUGGACCACACAAAACUAUGGGCCAUGAUCGGGACCGGGGCUGGAGCCCAACGAGCUGGAGUCAAGAGAAAAGCAGAAGAUCCAACACACCACAAAAGAGCUCCAGGCUUCCCGCCCUCACUUCAGAGCUCUGCCUCUCCUCCGCACUCGUCCUUCACCUCUCUGACGCCGGCUUCCUCCACUCAGCUGGCGGGGCCUUCUGCAUCGGGGAGCGGGGCUGACAAGAAGGGCAGGAGUAGUAAAAGCCAGUCGUCCCAUUUGGACAUGGAGAUCGAGAGCCUCCUGAACCAACAGUCCACUAAAGAGCAGCAGAGCAAGAAGGUGAGCCGAGAGAUUCUGGAGCUGCUUAAUGCCAGCACAGCUAAGGAGCAGUCCAUCGUGGAAAAGUUCCGGUCUCGCGGCCGAGCUCAGGUCCAAGAGUUCUGCGACCACGGGACCAAAGAGGAGUGUAUACGCUCCGGUGACACGCCACAGCCAUGCACCAAGUUACACUUCCGUCGCAUCAUCAACAAGCACACAGACGAGAGCCUCGGCGACUGCUCCUUCCUCAACACCUGUUUCCACAUGGACACCUGCAAAUACGUCCACUAUGAGAUCGACAGCCCUCCAGAGGCCGAGGGGAGCCUGCUGGGGCCCCAGGCCGGGACCACGGAGCUCGGCCUCUGCGCAGGGGACGCCGACAGCAAUGUGGGCAAACUGUUCCCCUCGCAGUGGAUCUGCUGUGAUAUCCGCUACUUGGACGUGUCCAUCCUCGGUAAGUUUGCUGUGGUGAUGGCCGACCCUCCGUGGGACAUCCACAUGGAGCUGCCCUAUGGUACGCUGACUGAUGACGAGAUGAGAAAACUCAACAUCCCCAUCCUGCAAGAUGACGGCUUCCUCUUCCUCUGGGUCACCGGCAGGGCCAUGGAGCUGGGCAGAGAGUGUCUCAGUCUCUGGGGCUAUGAUCGAGUGGAUGAAAUCAUUUGGGUGAAAACGAACCAGCUUCAGAGAAUCAUCCGCACAGGAAGGACGGGCCAUUGGCUGAACCACGGGAAGGAGCAUUGUCUGGUGGGUGUAAAGGGGAACCCUCAGGGAUUCAACAGAGGUUUGGACUGCGACGUCAUUGUAGCCGAGGUCCGCUCCACCAGUCACAAACCAGACGAGAUCUACGGCAUGAUCGAGAGACUCUCACCCGGCACCAGGAAGAUCGAGCUCUUCGGUCGACCCCACAACGUCCAGCCCAACUGGGUAACUCUUGGAAACCAGCUGGAUGGCAUUCAUCUCCUGGAUCCCGAUGUCGUGGCUCGAUUUAAGAGUCGCUACCCCGACGGCGUCAUCUCCAAACCCAAAAACAUGCAGUGAUGAGGUCACAGGUUUGGAGUUUGUCUAUAGACUGUUUUUGUUUUUUUAUACCAGUGAACUAAUUUCUUAAAUAAACGUUGUUGCCACGUGAAAAAUAAUGUCAGUCACUUUUGGAGCAAUGCUUUCUGUACAUCACUGUGUGUAAUCAUCACAUUCAAUGCUGCGAAACUUCACAUUCACCAACAACAAAAACACAGGAGACGUUUUUAAAUGUACAUUUUUUAGUUGUUAUUUUGUUAGUAAAGAAUAAAGAUACUUUUCUUUUGACAUACUGUAGAUUUGAGGACGUGGUAAUGAUUUUUGCAUCAAAGGAUGAACAUUGAAUUUUGAAAUUCCAGCAGGUUUUCACAGUCACUUGGGAUCAUCAGCACUUAACAUUCACAAGUGUUCAUCGUCGGCAAAUACAGAACCAUGUUCAUCCUGAAGGUUUGUUAUUAAAAGAAAGAAAGAAAGUAAAUACAUUUCAACAUCAAAUGCAACCAGGAGUUUUUUUAAUUACAAAAAUAUGAGAGAAAAAUAGUUAGCCAGAGUGAGCUGAAGCCAAACAUGACUGACACAAUACCUAAGAGAAAUACGUCUUGCUGUGCAGCUCAGUUUACUGAACGCUCUCAAAAGAGGAACUAACUAGAGGCAAAAAGAGGAACAGCUGCUGAGCAUCCUCCUCUGUUUCCUUUCAUUGUCCUUUCACAACAGCAGGAUCAGAAAGUAAAAAUGUUCUGGAUAUUAGAAACUUCAACAGUCGGUUUAGAAACAUGAUUUUCAUGAGGUCUGGAUGAAGACAUUCACCAUCAUACGUCAGGGAUCCCACUGGUUCUUGAAAGUUUGUGAAUUUGAAGACAAAACAAGGCCUCAAAAGUGUUUUUAAAUAGACAUUAAUAAACACGGGUCAUUGAAAGUGCUUAAAUUUAUAUAAUUUAUACAAGAAUAGAAAUGUAGGUGCUUAUUAUUUCAUAUUUUUACUUGAAAGGUAGUCACAUCCAUUUUUAAAAUUAAUGCAUCGUAAUCCAAUGGUCUGAGACAGUCCAAAAAUAUCAGUCAACGUAAUGCAAAAUCGAGUGCAAAAUCUCUAAUUUGUGAUGUCACACGUCUGGUGCUGCCUCACAGACAAUCACUGCAUCUGAAAUAGCACAAUGCGCACUACACACCCAACGUGUAGUACUCUCGUUCAGCAUACUUUUGUGUAAAUAAAUACCACCGAGCUGUAAUUGCUUGCUUCCUGAGAACCAAUUUGCAGGUUGGAGAUGCGUAACCAUGGUGAUCUGUACCUACCUCAGCUCUAAAACACUGAAUGUACGUACGGACAAAAGCUAAAAGUGGCGUGCCCCAAAAAAUAAUCGACAGUUUCUACACCUCAACAUCUGCGUCGCCAAUUUCCUGUCCCCAAAAUGUUCGUAAGCAUGGGUCAAGGUUUCUCCCAUCAAGUCCGUCUCUUUCAGACGAACAUUGUUGUCUUUAACGUUGCAUUGUAGGAUAUUUAUGCUGGUGUAGCGUGCAGUGUUAACAUAUUGUUAUAUUUAACAGGAAGUAGUAUGCAAUCCACAUACUAAAGUUUCGUACCAUGCUAAAAGAA